This is a messenger RNA of Diversispora eburnea, 1893 nucleotides long. The record is from the annotation of a GenBank genome assembly. Lineage: Eukaryota; Fungi; Glomeromycota; Glomeromycetes; Diversisporales; Diversisporaceae.
AUGUUCGUCGAGAUAAAUGCUAAAGCUUUAACGAUCACAUAUUCGGAUUGUACUGGUAUCAAUGAAGUUCCUGAACAAAUUGGACCCGUUAUAGAUGAAAAUGAAAAUAUUCAUUAUAUGACUAGAGUUCAAAAUAAUGAUCCUAUUGCCCAAAGUUGGUUGAAAAGUUUAGGACAAGAACGAUCAAUAUUGACAGAUUUUCCAGAAGGAUAUUUAUUAUUUAAACACGAAAAGGUAUUUAGAGAUAAGGAACAAUCAGUAGCUAACUAUUACCUAUUUGGAAAUUUUAGAUAUAAAUCCAUUAAUUCAUUUUUGCCACAUUUAUUUUGGUUGAUAUCAAAUAAAUCACGAAAUUGUAAAUGUCAUUUUUGUAUAUCCAACAAAAUUGAAGAAAAUAUUGAAAAAGAAAUUGCCGAAAGGAAAAAUGUGAAUUUAAAAAGUAUUAAGAAUAAUAAUGACUACGAUAAUGUAAAUAAUAUUAAUUAUGAUAAAUUGGAACUCUUUAAUUUCGAAACGAAACGAAAUACGACAAUGUAUAGAUGCGGAGAAAUUGUUUGGGUUGAUAUUAAAAAGUUAAAUAAUGAAAAAUUAACUCAAUUAGUGGAAUCAGCAACGAGACCAAUAUCAACAGAAAUAACAUCAGCUGCACAAGCGAUAUCGAUGAAAUCGGAAACGUCAGCUACGCAAGCGAUAUUGAUGAAACCAGAAACAUCAGCAAUAUCAGAAACAUCAACAUUAUUAGAAACAUCAACAUCAGCGACAUCAACAACAUCUACAUCAACAACAUCAGCGGCAUCAACAACAUUAACUACUCCCGAAACACCCGGUACACCUAAUACAACCGCAUCUGAUACACCCGAUACGAUGGAUAUUAGAUAUUGGCCAGGGAUUGUAUUAGAUCGUAUAAAAUGUUCUGACCUCAAUUAUUCAACAACAUCAACUACCUCAGGUGAUAGUUCGGAUACCUCUAUGGAAAUUGAUACUCCGAAUACUUCGUUUUCACUUGAAUCUUCAGGAUCACCUAAUAAAAAUAGUGAAAAAAGUAAAGAUUAUAUUCCCUCGCCAAUGGAUUUACCCGAAUGUUAUGUAUUAAUUCCUAAUACGAAAUUUUCGAAAGAACUUCCCAUACCUGUCAAUAAUUCAUCAAGCCUUCACGAAGAUGAAUUUCCAAUAUUAGAUCCUUAUUCACCAAUAGAUACAUAUUCCACAAAACGUUGUAAAGUUAUCUAUGUGAUUGAAUUAUUAGAAAUAUGUGAAAGAUUGGAAAUAAGUAGUAAUAAUUUAUUUCCAUGGCCAUUACAUCAACCUGGUAUUUUGGGAGAUGAUUAUUUGAAUUACGAUACGGCUCUUAAUGAAGCAAAUAUACUCUCUCAAACAUUUACUACAUUAAAUGCUUAUCAAGAAGAUAUAGUAGAUUAUAAUGUAGUGAUAGAAAUGUUAAAACCCAAUGAAAGAAGAAGAUUAAAAGAAAAAGUUAUUUAUUUUGAAGCGGUAUUAUUUGGUAACGAAUUAUUUUGUAAUGGAGAUAUAAUACGAUUAACUCCAUGUGAUGAAAAUCCUACUUAUGAAGAUUAUCCGGAUCCUAAAUAUUUAUAUUUAAAGGACAUUUGUGAAACGAACGAUGGAAUUCAAAUAAUUGGAGAUGGAUUAAUUCGUCGAAAAUUAAUUACCGAAAAAAAUGGUAAACCAAAUUACGAAUGGUAUAGAAUUAAUUUACCUGAAGAAGAAUAUAAAAUAGAUUUAGGAGAUGUGGCAGGAAGAUAUUAUGUGGAUUUUCCUGAUCUGGAAAGAAUUAUGUAUUGUUCACGUACAAAGACGUUUAAAGAACGUUGGAGGAGUCAAAAUUUCUAUAACACCAUAAUGAAUACGAUGAAUGUUUCUCCGACAGUUUAA